This is a messenger RNA of Entrophospora sp. SA101, 219 nucleotides long. The record is from the annotation of a GenBank genome assembly. Lineage: Eukaryota; Fungi; Glomeromycota; Glomeromycetes; Entrophosporales; Entrophosporaceae.
AUGUCAAUAGAAGCACAUGAAGAAACUUCAAACUUAUCGAACAAUAAUAAUAACAAUAGAGGCUUCUUUGUCAAUAAUUAUAAUGAUUCUAACAUUAAUAACAAUAUUAGAUCGCAACCAUUUCAUCAUAACAACAAUAAUCCAGCAUCAGAAUCUCUGUUGCUUUCUAUUGAUUUACCAUAUUAUUUGAUAAGUAAAACAUGGACAAGUGAAAAUUAG